CAAGAACAUGGAUCGAACAGCGACUAUGAUGCAGCAGCACUGCAUGCGCUGCAGGAACAUUGGCACGAGCUUGGACGAGUCCUAUGUGAACGUCAACGCCACCAGUGUCCACAUGCCUCCGUCUGCGUCCAUGUCGCUGUCCGUGAUGCGGGACAGGGAGUCGUCUCAUGCCGACGUGAGUUCCCAUGUCAAGAAGAUCCAACGACUCCAUGCGAUCAGCGAAAGCAUCACAGCUAGCGCAACCACGUCACUUCCAGCCAUGUGUCCUGAGUGUCUUCAAAUUCUCACGCAGAUGCUGGAGAAAAGUGACGCGCGGGCACGGCAGGAGAAGAAGGCAUUGGCCGCGUUCAUCGCGACCGUCCCCAAGCCCGUUCGAUCGUCGUCCAUCAAGUCGCCUUCCCCUGCGCCAUCGUUCCGUCCCGCCGAUCCGUCUCUAGUAGCCAUCCACGACGAACGCAUGUCCAUCCAAGUCGAGCUGCAACAGUUGCAGGACGAGUUGCGCGGCGUGGAGGUCGAGGAAGCGGCCAUGUGGGCGCGCAUCAACGACGAGCUGAUGGCGGUGGACGUCGCGCACGAUGCGCGGGACGCCAGUGUGGCGCGCCUACUGGAAAUGGAGUCGCGAUUGCAUAUCAUCCGGCGCAUGAAUGUCUGGAACGACGCGUUUUACAUCUGGCACAAGGGUCCAUUCGGCACGAUCAACGGGUUCUGCCUCGGGAGACUGCCACGUCACCACAUCGACUGGCACGAGAUCAACGCGGGGUGGGGGGACGUCGCACUUGUGGUCGUCUUGUUGAUGGAAACCAUGGACAUCCCCAUCCGAGACUUCCAAGUCGUGCCCCUCGGUAGCUACUCGAAGAUUCGAAGGCUGCAUCCGUCGCCUACUAUGGAAUACGCGCUCCAUGGAGGGGACAGCGACAACUACGUGGAGAGCCCAUUCAAUUUGGGUCUCGCGGCGCUGUUAAAGGUCGUGGCUCACCUGGGUGAAUAUGCUGAAGCAACAGAUUCAACCUUUCGGUUGCCAUACAAGAUUGGAGCGACGACGGCGGAUGUUGGUGGACUGAGCCUCUUGUUUGGACGAGACGAAGAAGUGUGGACAAAAGCGUGUAAAUCUAUCUUGACCAACUUGAAGUGGUUGCUAGCGUGGACAUCCAAAGCUGCUAGUACUCCCAUUGCCAAUGAAGGUACUAGUAGUAGUACUACUACGAGGCCAACCACGAAGGGAGGACGUCACUAAAACGUUGUGCUAUUGUGUUUGGGAGGUGGUUACUAUUGAGCUUGUGCGUCUACUAAGGCUACUAGUGCUGGAUGAUCAUUGCUACUACUACUACUACCAGUGAUCCGCUUCCGCUUUUCGCCGCGAUGGGCCGACAAGCAAAAGUGCAGCAGCAGUUCGGCUUCGUCGUUAAAGUCAGGGAAUGACCUGGGCACCGGUCGCUGCUGUGGUUGCUCUCCUUUGGUAUGUUGUCGCCCAGAAGUAGGAGGGGAUGUCCGGGGGACGCUCACUGGCUUUAGUGACAGCGACGUGAAGAACUCGUCCUCCAGCACCUGCAGCUCCUCGGCCGCCUUCUGGAUGGACUUGGCCGUCUCGACUGAGCUCUCGAGCACCCGGAAGAUCUGCUUGCCGAUGGAACUGUUGCCUUUGAGCUUCUUGGUCACGCGCAUCGCCUCGCAGUUGAGUUUCUUGGACAGAUACCAGCGCAACGACGUGCCGUCGGCAAUGUCCAGCAGCCCCAGACGAAAGAAAUGGAUCAUUUUGUUCGUGAACGCUUCUUCUUCGGGUGUCCACUUGCCACUGCGCAGACCAGGAGGACAUUUGGACUUGGUCGACCGCUUCGAGUCGCGCUUGUCAUGCAGGGACGAAGGGGAACUGCUGGUGUCGGACGAGUUGUUGUCAGAAGAGUAGUUGAUGGGAGAUGCAUGUGGAGGGAUGGGUGUACUCGGUGCUGCCGGGACGGGUGCCAGAAGGGGCUUGGGAUGUGGGACCCCUACCACAGACGGGGACACUGAUGUCGCAGCCGAUGGGAGCCGGAUAAGGAACCCAAGCGGCGCGGCAGCGGGUGUUGCUGCUGCGGACGAGGAUUCUUGGUGCUGCAGGCUAAGCAUGUUGUCUUGUUCUAUGGGUUCUCUUGCUUCCUUGAAGGGAGGGAUACCGCCAAGGAGCCUUCGGCGGCGGCGCGGCGGUGUGGCGG
Molecule: messenger RNA, 2189 nt
Organism: Aphanomyces astaci
Lineage: Eukaryota; Oomycota; Saprolegniomycetes; Saprolegniales; Verrucalvaceae
Exons: 3
Coding region: 8-1234 (408 amino acids)
Biological process (GO): autophagosome assembly; late endosome to vacuole transport; cellular response to nitrogen starvation
Cellular component (GO): phosphatidylinositol 3-kinase complex, class III, type I; phosphatidylinositol 3-kinase complex, class III, type II; phagophore assembly site
Source: RefSeq, a predicted model, not a curated record